AUGGAAACUAACCAAAACAUUUUAUAAUAGGAUCAAGAAAAUGACCUUUAAUUCAUCUGCACUAGUUCUCAAUGUAAAUUUCGAGGAUGUACCAAAUCAAGGGAUAUUCAAAGCAAGCAUAAAAAUUGCAAUGUGCUGCCAUAUAAGGAAUUUGUAGAGUCAAUUGAAAAUUAUACGGAUUAAAUUUUCCCAUCAGAAACCUUUAAGAUUUAUGAUCAAAAACUAAAAUAAUAUCUAAAGAAGAUCAAUAAAUUACAAGAGGAGGUGAAUGACAAAUCAUUAAUGUUUAAUAAAAUAAAAAAAGAAUUAAAUAACGCGAAUGUUUAAAAAAAUAAAUUAUAGCAAUUACUGUAAUAAUUCAAAGAUAAAACUACUCAAUUAAACUUUGAGUUGUUGGAGAAAACAUAUUAAUCAUCCAAAUAAUAAAAAACUAUCGACAACGUUCAAAGAAAUUAAAAAAAGAUUGACCAUGAAUUGACAACAAACUAAUUUAGAUUAGCAAUAAGCCAAGUUGAAUUUUAGGAUGAUGACUAAUCAAGUGAUGAAGACUCUAGCGAUGAUGAAUCUAGUGAUGAUCAAAGUUAAAGGAUCUCAAAUCAACAACUAGACCCUGAAGUAUAAGAACUAGAAAAUAAAUACAAUUAAGCUUUUAAUUUUUUAAGGAAUAAUGCUAUUACCUAAGUUAAAUAAAAUAAAGAGGAAUAACUAUCUUAAUUACAAGAAUAGAUUUAAUCCUAGUAAUAUGAAGAAUAAACUAAUAUUAAAUUUAUUGAAAAAUUCGGAAACAAUUCAAUCUUAGUUGCAACUAAAAGCCAAUUAGGAAUAUACGAUUUAAUAUCUAAAAGCUUAUAAUGGAUUAAAUAAGUUGAUACUAAAAUCACUUCACUUUAAGUUACAAAUUUUGAAUAAGUAAUUGUUGUUGGGAAGAAGGAUGGAAAUAUAGAAGUUUUGGAAUGGAACUCAGAAUCAAAGGAUAAAUUAAAUUCAAGCAACUUUAGAGUAAGUAAUGAAGAAGGAAGGUUAUUCGUAGAAAAAUUGCAGCCAAGACAUAUUGCAUGUUUAGGGAGAGAUGGAAAUUGUAAAAUCUAUGAAACACCCAAUUUCAAUGUUGUAGACAACUAUAAAUUAGAUUAAGGAACCAAAAUAGUUCCUACUUGUUUUUUUGCAAUAUCUGAACAAUAAUUCAUUAUUGGAGCAGAGAAAACGUUGUUUUUUAAUAAAACAAAAAUAGAAUACAAAUUUAAUGGAAAAAUAAAAUAAAUUUGUUAAUUUGGCAACAGAUGGUUGGUAGCAGAUAAAGCAACUAUUUACAUCUUAGUAUAAAAUGGGGAACUCAUUUCUGUAUUCAAAGAAUAUCCUUUUUCUCCAAAACAAAUCAUUUAUAUGACUACAUUUUAUGAAAGUCAAUUCAUUUACAUUAAUACUAAAUCUUCAAAAUCUGAUGAUUAUUAGAAUCAAGUUGCUACUAUAUAGACAUCAGGCGAAUAAUUAGAUCUUCAAUUAUAACAGCUAGAUAAGAAUAUUCAAGUAAAGUUGCUGAAAGGAUAUUAAAAUAAGAAUGAAACUUUUCUAUAUGGAAUUGACGGUUCUAAUAUCAAAGAGUACAAAAUGAUUAGAGAGAAUGAUAAAUUUAUAGUUUUAUGA
Messenger RNA from Paramecium tetraurelia, 1644 nucleotides. RefSeq lists its product as uncharacterized. Gene Ontology annotation, molecular function: protein binding. The record is from RefSeq and is a predicted model, not a curated record. NCBI's taxonomy places the organism in Eukaryota, Ciliophora, Oligohymenophorea, Peniculida, Parameciidae. The transcript has 5 exons.